Corythoichthys intestinalis (scribbled pipefish) is the source of this 8925-nucleotide messenger RNA. RefSeq names its product SLIT-ROBO Rho GTPase-activating protein 3-like. Gene Ontology annotation, cellular component: cytoplasm. The transcript has 22 exons. Gene Ontology annotation, biological process: negative regulation of cell migration; signal transduction. Lineage: Eukaryota; Metazoa; Chordata; Actinopteri; Syngnathiformes; Syngnathidae. Bases 355 to 3648 code for a protein of 1097 amino acids. Gene Ontology annotation, molecular function: protein binding. The record is from RefSeq and is a predicted model, not a curated record.
AAUCAUUACCGUCUUUCCGUUCAGGAUUCCCUCCCUCUUUCGCGUCUGAAACGCGAGUCAAACGUGACUCGCCUUUGUGGAGUUCUUGUGGAGGAGUCCUUGCAGGGAGGAGUGGUCUGGACCGCUUGUGUACUUCAAGUUCGACGUCGCCUUGAAUGCAGCACCGUAGCAGAACACCACAAAACGUAGCAGGACAGAGCACAACGUCGGGCCGUAGCGUCUUUGGUUUAUCCAAACUUGAGUCAGCUAUGUCGGGUCUUUAAUCGCCGUGACUGAGACGCAGCGACUGCAGACGGGGUAAAAGCGCAGUCUCUUCCCGCCUCGACCACUGGGCCACCCAGCCUCCCUCCAAACAUGUCAGCGCAGGCCAAAGUGAAGAAGGACAAAGAGAUCAUUGCCGACUAUGAAAGCCAAGUGAAAGAGAUCCGUAACCAACUGGUGGAGCAGUUCCGUUGUUUGGAGCAGCAGUCGGAAUCCCGCCUGCAGCUACUGCAGGACCUGCAGGACUUCUUCCGCCGGAAGGCUGAGCUUCAAUUGGAGUUCUCCAGAGGCUUGGACAAACUUGCGGAGCGCUACUCGUCUAAGAUCCGCACUUCCAGAGAGCACCAGCAUUUCAAGAAGGAUCAAAAUCUCCUGUCCACUAUCAAUUGCUGGUAUUUGGUCCUGGACCAGACCCGGCGGGAGAGCAGAGACCAUGCCACACUCAGUGACAUCUACAACAACAACGUCAUUGUCCGUCUGACACACGUGGGCGACGAUGUCCUCAGACUUUUCAAAAAGAGCAAAGACAUCGGGGUGCAGAUGCAUGAGGAGCUGGUGAAGGUCACCAAUGAGCUCUACACAGUCAUGAAGACAUACCACAUGUACCACACGGAAAGCAUCAGUGCCGAGGGCAAGCUGAAGGAGGCCGAGAAGCAGGAAGAGAAGCACAUCGGCAAGGCCAAUGACAUUAGCUCCGCCUUAAUGCGAUACGGUCAUGACGAACGGCCACAGCGGCGGAGCUCUGUGAAGAAGAUGGAGAAAAUGAAAGAGAAAAGACAAGCCAAGUAUUCUGAAAACAAACUCAAAUGUACAAAGGCCCGCAAUGAUUAUCUCCUCAAUCUGGCAGCCACUAAUGCUUUGGUGGCGAAAUACUAUAUCCACGAUGUAUCUGACCUGAUAGAUUGUUGUGACUUGGGGUACCACGCAAGCCUGACACGGACCCUGAGAACCUACCUGUCGGCCGAAUACAGCCUGGAGACGUCUCGCCACGAGGGUUUGGACGUUUUAGAAGGAGCGGUGGAUGCCAUGGACCUCCGUGGGGACAAGCACAAAUUCAUGGAUGCACACAGUCAAAUGUUCUGUCCACCUGCACGCUUUGACUAUCAGCCACACAUGGGGGACGAGGUGUGCCAGGUGAGCGCGCAGCAGCCAGUCCAGACGGAACUCUUGAUGCGUUACCAGCAGCUUCAGACUCGCCUGGCGACGCUCAAGAUUGAGAACGAAGAGGUGCGGAAGACUCUGGACGCCACCAUGCAGACCCUUCAGGACAUGCUCACAGUUGAAGACUUUGAUGUAUCCGAAGCCUUCCAGCACAGUCAGUCCACCGAGUCGGUCAAGUCAGCUUCGUCUGACUCCUACAUGAGCAAGGCCAAUAUCUCUAAGAGAAGAGCCAAUCAGCAAGAGACUGAGGGCUUCUAUUUUACUAAAUACAAAGAGUACUUGAAUGGCAGCAAUCUUAUUGUGAAGCUCCAGGCCAAGCAUGAUCUUCUGAAGCAGACAUUGGGAGAAGGAGAGAGGGCCGAAUAUGGAACAACCAGGCCCCCAAUACUUCCCCCUAAACCCCAGAGAAUGCGGAAGUCUAGACCUCGCUCCAUUUUUAGGCAUAAGCUGUUUAACGGCAGUAUGGAGGCCUUCAUCCAGGACUCAGGACAGCCAAUACCAGUGGUGGUUGAGAGUUGCGUCCGAUACAUCAAUCUCUACGGUCUUCAGCAGCAAGGUAUAUUUCGUGUCCCAGGAUCCCAGGUGGAAGUCAACGACAUUAAAAAUGCAUUUGAAAGAGGAGAAGAUCCGCUCGUGGAUGAUCACUCGGAUCAUGACAUCAACUCUGUGGCCGGCGUUCUUAAACUCUACUUCAGGGGUCUGGAGAAGCCGCUGUUCCCUAAAGAACAUUUCCUUGACCUCAUAUCCACUACGAAGCUGGACUUUGGUUCUGACAGAGCUCAUCACCUACAGCAGAUUGUUGCAACUCUCCCGCAGUCUGUGGUUGUCGUCAUGAGAUACCUUUUUGCCUUUCUAAAUCAUCUAUCUCAGUACAGUGACGAAAACAUGAUGGACCCUUACAACCUGGCUAUUUGCUUUGGCCCCACACUGAUGCCGAUACCUGAGGACCAGGAUCCUGUGGCCUGUCAGGCGCAUGUUAACGAGGUCAUUAAGACCAUUAUCAUCCACCACGAGGCCAUUUUCCCAGCUCAGCGUGAGAUGGAGGGACCUGUGUAUGAGAAGUGCAUGGCCGGAGGCGAGGAAUACUGUGAGAGUCCACACAGUGAUGCUGGCGCUCUUGAUGAGGUCGACAACGGUACUGGACCAAACACUAGUGAUGAUGAGCUGGAGCAGAUAGAAGCCAUUGCGAAAUUUGACUACGUAGGCCGAAGUCCUAGAGAGCUUUCCUUCAAGAAAGGCGCCUCGCUUUUGCUCUACCUGCGAGCUUCUGAAGACUGGUGGGAGGGACGGCAUAACGGUGUAGACGGCCUCAUUCCGCACCAAUACAUUGUGGUGCAGGACAUAGAUGACGCAUUUUCGGAAAGCAUUCAAAGGACUGACAGUGAAACCAGCAGUGGAUACCACGAGGAACGAUCCUCAUCCAGGCAUGAGCAUCAGUCUUUAUCGGAACACCCUCUAGAACGCCGCUAUGGGGCACCAAUGGCAAGGCCUAGAGUACGUUCAGAUGGAGCUCCGCUUCACCGUCACAGAAACGGCGACAACCACAGCCCCACCAGAUCUGCCGACGGGCCACCGAGAGUCGCGCCUCGGCCCUGCAGCCCUCACAAAAUGGCGGUGAGCAGGGGUCCCACAGACAGUCCGGAAAAGCGUCGACUUGCUACCUUUGGGGCUGCCGGACACCCUCAACGGUCAUCUCCCGGCACAACUCGGCAUACAAAUGUGGGAGAUCACAAAACCCUGGAGGCGGAAGCACUCGCUGAGGACAUAGAGAAAACGAUGAACACAGCCCUCCAUGAGCUGUGUGAGCUGGAGCGACAGAAUGUUGCCAAGCAUGCCCCCGAUGUGGUCCUGGACACGCUGGAGCCUCUCAAACACCCCAGCGGCAGCCAGGACGUACCCGGAAGUCCCCUGCACACCAUGGUCAUCAGAGAUCCCGAGGCUGCCCAGCGGCGAAGCAGCAGCAGCUCCUCCUCUGAAACCAUGACCACUUUCAAACCCGCCCUGGCCGCACGCAGGCCCAACGCGCCCGUCAGGCCGCCACCUGUCAGACCGGUCCGGCCGGCUCCUGUUCUCACGCAGGGCCAGGGCCCGCACCGUUCCAGCAGCUCCAGUUCGUCAGGUCUAGGCAGUCCAGGCAUGACUCCCACUGACAGGGUUUUUCCCAAAGCUCCUUCACCUUCACCGUCCACUUCCUCCUCCUCCUCAGACAAACAGGGUAACAUGUAGUAGCAUUGGUCAGACACAAGCCAAGUAAUAGAGAACAGUGUCUGAUCGCCUUCACUCAACCGAAACAGCAGCAAAUCUUGUUGAUCUCUCCACCUGCUGGUUUUUGUCAAAUCUUCACUCACACCUUGGCUUAAACAGUUAAUGUUACACUUUCUUAGCAUAGACUCUGAAUUUUAAAAUGGAUGCACUGGAAAUCCUUGUGUUCACCAAUAAUAUGGACCAUGUCAAAGAGUUUAUUAGGGUACAUGUAUUCUGUUUGGGAAUUUUCUGCCUUGGUCGGUGUGAGGCAAAGGAAUAGCACACCACUCGGUUUUGAUUAUUUUUUUUUUUGUAACUAUUUGAGAUGUACUGAUUGGAUUUAAGUAGCCUAUGUGAUGCCUAAGAGAACAUCUGCAGUGUUUGAUGAAGGUGACUGGAACUGCAACGAGCAGUGAGGAUGAUGCAGAAUAGAAGCACUGACUUUCAAAUGUGGCUCCCUCCAGUGGUAGUAGGAGAUAUUGGACUCAUUAUUUGAGUAUGGUUGGCAGCUUAAUGGAAUUUUACAAACACACACACAAACUAUUAUUAAGAACUAUGUGCUACGUUUAUAGAGCAUGACGACACUAAAGACGGAUGCCAGCCCCUAGAAAAGCAUUGAUUUGAUGUCUCUCAAAAGGAGUCACUUACAGUAUCUACAUCCUCCUCUAGUGGCCUCGACUUUAAAACAAGCUGUUAGUCCGCACUUGAAGAAGUGAACGCCAGAAAUGGCACUUUGUUGAACGUUUUUUUCAUUUCUGUAAGGAGUGACUCAUUUUACGGCAUUUCAAAUGCAUUAUCAAAAAACCCUGCAAAUGGUUAUCUUUUUUUAUUGAUGGUUUGAAGUAGAAGCCAGGGAAAAAUGUAGGCUAUCUUGAGGCCACUUUAAAUUGCGGCGUCUGCAUGAUUUCACAGCUAUUCAGCACUUGUACAUUUACAAGGAGGUAACAACACUCCUAUCAACAGAUAACACUUAGGUUUUACACUUGCAUUUAGUCUAAAAGGCCCCUCAAAUAAACACAUCGUACAUUCCCUGGCCACGAAUUGAGGAAAUUCUGCACAAUAUAAAUGUGAAUGUAAACUAUAUGUUUUCAGUAUCAGCAUCUAAAACACAGGCGUCAAACCCGAGGCCGAGGGGCCUUAUCUAAUCUCGCGACAUCAUUUUGUGUGGCCCGCGAAAGCAAAUCAUGUGCAACGACUUCAUGUUUCGUGCUCAACUGACCUCUCGCAAAAGCUCCGCCCCCUCCCCCCUUAGUUACGGUUGCUAAGCCGACAAGCUUUGUGACUCCCAACAGCAUAAGCCAUUGCAUGCAUAUGUAUACCGGAGUGUUUAAAGUUAUUAAUUUUGGAGCAAUACCCUUUAGCUCCAGAUCGCAGCUAAAGGGUUUACAAAAUGCAGUAUGCAAUAUUACGAUAUUUUUUCAUGUAGCAAGCUAUUGAAGCAAAAGCAUACAGGUUCAACACUUACAGUGGUAUGAAAACGUAUCGGAACCUUUUGGAAUUUCUCACAUUUCUGCAUGAAAUCACCAUCAAAUGUGAUCUAAUUUUUGUCAAAAUCACAUUGAUGAAAAAACAGUGUCAGCUUGAACUAAAACCACCCAAACAAUUAUAGGUUUUCAUAUUUUAGUAAGGAUAGUAUGGGGAAAAUAAGUAAGUGAACCAUCACAUUUAAUAUUUUGUGGCCCUACCUUUGGCAGUAAUAUAACUUCAACCAGACGCCUCCUGUAGCAGCAGAUCAGUCUGGCACAUCGAUCAGGACUGAACUUGGACCAUUCUUCUCUACAAAACCGCUGUAGUUCAGUCAGAUUCCUGGGAUGCCUGGCAUGAAUCGCUGUCUUUAGGUCAUUCCACAGCAAUGGGGUUCAAGUCUGGACUUUACUUGGCCACUCCAAAACGAUGUUAGUGAGCUUUCCUCCACACAUAAAGUUGUGUGUUACUCCCAAACAAUUCAACUUUGGUUCAUCAAUCCACACAAUAUUUUGCUAUAACUUCCGUGGAGUGUUCAAGUGCCUUUUUGUGAACAUUAAGCGAGCAAUAAUGUUUUUUUUUAGACAGCAGUGGCUUCCUCCAUUCUUGGCCAUAGUUUUACAUAUACAGUAGUUGAUGUGUGCACAGAGAUUAUCGGACUGUGCCAGUGAUUUCUGUAAGUCUUAAGCAGACAUUCUAUGGUUCUUUUUUUUUUUUUUUUUACCUCUAUUGAGUAUUCUGCGCUGAACUCUUGGCGUCAUCUUUGGCAACAGUGCCAAACUCUCUCCAUUUGUACACAACUUCUCUGACUGUCAAUUGAUAAACAUCCAGACUUUUAGAGACGGUUUUGUAUCCUUUCCCAGCUUUAUCAACAAUUUAAUCAACAAUCCUUGAUCGCAGGUCUUCAGACAGCUCUUUUGACCGCACUAUGAUGCACAUACGACAAUGCUUCUCAUCAAGACAAUUUUUGCCAGGUGUGUGUUAUAUAGUAGGCAGGGCAGCUUUAAACCACUCAUCACUGAUUGGGCACACACCUGACUUAAAUUGUUUGGUAAAAAUUGGCUUCAAUUGCUCUUUAAGUCUCCUUAGGCAGAGGAUUCACCUACUUAUUUGUUCCCCUUCUGCCAUUGUUUGCAUGCAAUCCUCAUUAAAAUAUGAUAAAUGUUUGGGUGGUUUUAAAUAACGCAGACAGUUUUUACAUCUGUGUGAUUUUGACAAAGAUCAGAUCACAUUUGAUGGAUAUAUUAUGCAGAAAUGUGAGAAAUCCCAAAAGGUUCAGAUACUUUUUCAUACCACCGUACAGCAAGCAAUGAGCUGGGAUACUAAGGUGUCGUUUCACCAAAUAUUAUAUGAAAAAACGAAAAAUUAAGUUCAAGGGGUUAAUUAAGGACAGUAUUAUAGCUUAAAAAGAUGAAUUGUUGCUUUAAUUUUAGUGCACUCACAGCACUGAGACAAGCAACUGUGAACGAAGACAUGAAGUUAACUGAUUUCCGCUAAUGAAACAGCUAUACUUAGACAUGAUAGCGAUGACAUCCUAGUAAGAUAUAACAUAUAAUAACUGUCACUGCAACUUCGAAAUCCAGUUUUAUUAAUUUACUCGCCUCUAUUAAAGCAAAUCAAGCAAGACAGCUCGCUAGUUAGCAGUGUCAUUAAUCUUACUUUAAAAACAGCAGUUAGUUACAGUAACAAAUUACUUCCCCCAAAAAGUAAUUGAGUUAAUCAGUUACCUCAUUGUAAGUCAUUAUUUACUCAGCAAAGUAACUGAUGUUACUUUUCAUGUUCUACACAUUAUACAUUUGAUAACAUCUUUCAUAUCAAAGAUGUUUAUAUUAAUUGAUUGAAGAGUAAGAACACCAUAUACAGUAUUUUAGAACAUUUGGCAUUCAUUUGGAUUAAAUGUAUUAGUAUGUUAAGAAAACACAAAUGUAAUUCUCUAACCAUUAACCAAUGCUAAUCUCUGACACCAUGUUAGGCCUACUGCACAAUAAACAGAACACUAUCCUUAAAUAUUCCGUAAAAUAACAGUAAUAAAAAUUAAAAAUAAUUCAAGUUUAAGAACGCUGCCAUUGAAAUUUCCUGGCCCAUCGCCAUUAUUGCUGUCUUGUUGUUUGCUAGAGCGUGCCGUGUAGUGAGACAGUGCGAGGAGGUGGGCAUGAUCCGCUCACCUAGCCAGUCGUGAUCACGUUUGCAACAGCGUCACUACACCCUUCCUCCCCCCACUCUUGUUUUUUCUUUAUUCUGUUCUUGCUUUAUUCAACCAAUUUGUAGUAACGUGCCCCUUCACAUCCUUAGUAUUGGUGGCAAAGACGUGAAAGGUAAUUCAUUAGAUUGCUCACUACUGAGAAAAAUAACGCCGUUAUGCUCUAACGCCGUUAUUACCAACACUGCUAGGAAGCCUCUAGCAUUAGUAGCUUAAUUUUAUCUUGAGAGAACACGUAUGUGUGCUUUAUCCUGGGGUACCUCAUGCCCAAUUUAGAUAUUCCAUAGGAUCAUUGAUUCACCAUUUUGGACAUCCGGAGCUUGUUGAUCCUUUUCGUCUUCUUCCAUAAAGAUUUAUGCCAAUCGAUGAGCUCAAAACCGCCUAAUGAAUCAAUUCGACAAUGGGGCAUCCAAUAGUUUGACGGCUCGCGCUCACUAAACGACGUUGCUAGAACAUGUGAUUGGUCAAUUGCUAUUUUGGGGGGCGGAGUUUGCUAAAGGUCAAUUGCCAAAAUGGUUCCUGCAGGUUUCAUCAAGUGAAAAUGAAGACUUUUUCAGACCACUUUGAAUAUAAUGCCAAUUCUAAGGCAAACAAAGCAGUAACUCUCAGAAUCCUGGAAAAGUUCUGACAUUAUUAUACAAUUUAAGAAAUUUAAGUCCUACCAGACAAAGUUCAUUGCCUUUUUAAGAUACUUGAUCAUGAUUAGUGAUUGAUGAAUUAGGACUUUUUAAGACCCCACAUGAACCCUGAAACCUUUUCACUAUUAAAAGCUUUAUCAGGCUUCUGAUUUCAAAACUAUGUAUAAGUCAUUUAUGUUGUGUAUGUAAUAGUAUGAGGCGAUCACACAUUUAUAUGAAUUCACAGUGAUGAUAGCCUUCUGAGGGAAGCCAUAACUAGAUACAAUGUGGCCUGCAAGAAAAGUGGGUUUGACGCUUCUGAUCUAAACCAUUAAUGUGUCUAAUUGGUUUACACCCGUUUUUAAUCAUCUCAGCUUACAUCGUCAUUGGCAUCAAUGGGCUGCUACUUUUGAACUGUUGACCAAGCACAAUCAAAUUGUUUUGUGUGUGUUUGCUAAAGGUACUCUCGAGAAUUUUGGCACUUUGUAAAGGAUUAACCACACAUGUCAUUCCUGUAAUCUUUACAUAGUAAAUGAAGAGAAUAGCAAUCAUAUAUCAAUAUUGUCUAAAUAAAUAAAUAAAUAAAAUAAACACAAAAAAAAUUACAUGAAAUAAAAUAAAUCAGCGAACUAGUAGACUUCCUGCAAUGAUGUAAUGCACUUAAAAACAAUUGCCGGAAUUGUGCUGAGUCUGUGUUGUUGAUUUUGUACUAGAAACUUGAUUCUAGCACAUCAAUGAAGCUUGUUCUACAAUGCACAUGGCGUUCUCUCUAGAUGAGAUUGUUUAUGCUUUGUGGUCUUGAUCAUCCAUCUCGCCAGGAUGAAUAAUAAACAGGUAGGUUUGAUUGAUUGCAUAUAUGCUGUUAAAAUGAUGACUUGUACAAAUAACAAUGUACGAUAGAAACAGGAUAUAAUAUCAUCUCAAGUCUGUAGAGUUUUUGUAACUCUUAUCCUUGCACAAACAUUAAUUAAAGAAUAA